Helianthus annuus (common sunflower) is the source of this 712-nucleotide messenger RNA. Its product is annotated as pathogenesis-related leaf protein 6. The record is from RefSeq and is a predicted model, not a curated record. Gene Ontology annotation, cellular component: extracellular region. Bases 136 to 624 code for a protein of 162 amino acids. The transcript has a single exon. NCBI's taxonomy places the organism in Eukaryota, Viridiplantae, Streptophyta, Magnoliopsida, Asterales, Asteraceae.
UGUUGGUUAUUUUAACAAGGAAGGGUAAAUUACAUUUUUCGUACUUUAUGUUUAUAUCGGAGCACCAUAUACAUUCUAUAAAUAGCGUUUUGUAAUUCAUCAUCAAACACGUACCAAUUAACCUUUUAGCAAGUUAUGGGGUCAUUCAAACUCUCACUUGCACUUAUUUAUUUCCCAACUCUUGCCAUGAUCCACAGCACCCAUGCUCAAAACUCCCAACAAGAUUACUUGAAUGCUCACAAUGCUGCCCGAGCCCAAGUCGGCGUUGGAAACAUGGUAUGGAACACCACCGUUGCUGCCUAUGCUCAGAACUACGCUAACCAAAGGAUAGGAGACUGCAACCUCAUUCAGUCUGGUGGACCUUAUGGCGAGAACCUUGCCAAGGGCAGCAGUGGCACUUUCACUGGUACUGCAGCUGUUAAUCUAUGGGUAGCCGAGAAAACUUAUUAUGAUUACACGACAAAUACUUGUGCUAGUGGACAUGUGUGUGAACACUAUACUCAAGUCGUGUGGAGUAAUUCGGAUCAACUUGGGUGUGCUAGGGUUCAGUGCACUAAUAGUUGGUGGUUCGUUAUUUGCAGUUAUUAUCCUCGUGGAAACCUCAGUGGCCAGUCUCCUUACUAGUUAAUAUUUAUGUAUUAUGAAUAAUCAUUGCAUUCUGCAUUGCAUGUACUCUUCUAAGUUGACAAGGAAAAAAUGUGUUUGUUUUUAA